Messenger RNA from Henningerozyma blattae CBS 6284, 660 nucleotides. It is a transcript of the gene VMA16, whose product is annotated as H(+)-transporting V0 sector ATPase subunit c''. NCBI's taxonomy places the organism in Eukaryota, Fungi, Ascomycota, Saccharomycetes, Saccharomycetales, Saccharomycetaceae. Gene Ontology annotation, biological process: proton transmembrane transport. The coding region runs from base 1 to 660 and encodes 219 amino acids. Gene Ontology annotation, cellular component: proton-transporting V-type ATPase, V0 domain. The record is from RefSeq and is a predicted model, not a curated record. The transcript has a single exon. Gene Ontology annotation, molecular function: proton-transporting ATPase activity, rotational mechanism.
AUGUCUUCAGUUGCUGUCUCAGGAAAAACAAAUUCACAAGAAAGACCUCUAUAUAAAUUCUCUUGGAGCUAUUUUAUUCAAUUGAUCAUAUGGCUAAUCAUUCUAACUUAUGUUCUACGCAAACUGUUUACUGGUCAUGGUUCCGAUAUCAAUUUCGGGAAAUUUCUUUUAAAGACAUCUCCAUACCUUUGGGCUAAUCUAGGUAUAGCCUUAUGUAUAGGGUUAAGUAUCAUUGGUUCUGCUUGGGGGAUCUUCAUUACUGGGUCCUCAAUCAUUGGUGCUGGUGUUAGAGCUCCAAGAAUUACUACCAAGAAUUUAAUUUCCAUUAUUUUCUGUGAAGUUGUGGCCAUUUAUGGGUUGAUUAUUUCCAUUGUCUUUUCUUCCAAAUUAACAGUCGUUUCAUCUGCCGAUUCUUUAUACACUAAAUCAAACUAUUAUACCGGGUUUGCUUUGUUUUGGGCAGGUAUCACUGUCGGUGCUUCAAAUUUGAUUUGUGGUGUUGCUGUCGGUGUCACUGGUGCUACUGCUGCCAUCUCUGAUGCUGCCGAUUCUGCAUUAUUUGUUAAAAUCUUAGUUAUUGAAAUUUUCGGUUCUAUCUUAGGUUUAUUAGGUUUAAUUGUUGGUUUAUUAAUGGCCGGGAAAGCUUCUGAUUUCCAUUGA